Oldenlandia corymbosa var. corymbosa is the source of this 1684-nucleotide messenger RNA. The record is from the annotation of a GenBank genome assembly. Lineage: Eukaryota; Viridiplantae; Streptophyta; Magnoliopsida; Gentianales; Rubiaceae.
CAAACAUUUCUUAGAUCUAAAUUAAAUUCACCACCUGGGUCCAGUUAAUAUGUUGGGGUGUUUAGUUGGAACUUGAGCAAAGUUAGCCUAAGGUAGCUAGCUGUAACUUGUAAGUUCACCUACACUUUUCAACGUUGUCAAAAAUAUCAAACUCAAAGUACUCUCUCUACUGCGUUUGUGUGUAUCAAAACUCAGUUCAGUUUCUAUCAUACAUUACACAUCUAAUCCAUCUCAACCUCAAAAAAAAAAAAAAAUCCACCACAAGUUAAAAAAAGGGGAAAAAAAAAGAAGAAAAAGAAAAAAGAAGCUUUCUUUAAUUUUGUUUGGUCUAUAUUUAUAUGUUGUUUUAGAAAGGGUCUGGGAAUAGUACAUAUGCCCAGGUGCAGAUAAGAAAUCAGGUUUGAGGGUUUUCCUCUUUUAGAUCUUCCUUUUCUUUUUCUGGUGAACUAGAUACUUUUGUGGGUUUGUUUUGAUUCGGAGGAGAGGAGAAAUUAAGAUGGGGAGAGGGAAAGUACAGUUGAAAAGGAUAGAGAACAAGAUUAACAGGCAAGUCACAUUCUCAAAGCGAAGGUGUGGAUUGUUGAAGAAAGCCCAUGAAAUCUCUGUGCUUUGUGAUGCUGAAGUUGCUCUUAUUGUCUUCUCCCACAAAGGCAAGCUCUUUGAGUUUGCUUCUGACUCUAGCAUGGAGAGUAUUCUGGAGCGGUACGAGAGAUACUCAUAUGCAGAGAGAAGAUUAAUUGCUGGCAGUGCUGAAAUUGAUCAUCAGGAAGAUUGGCCCCUGGAAUACUCCAAACUUAAAGCCAAGAUUGAGCUGUUGCAAAGAAAUCAUAGGCACUACAUGGGUGAGGAACUUGACUCAAUGAGCCUGAAAGAGCUCCAAAGCUUGGAGCAACAGCUUGACACCGCUCUGAAACACAUCCGAUCCCGCAAAAGCCAGCUCAUGUAUGAAUCAAUCUCCGAGCUCCAGAAGAAGGAAAAAGCAAUUCAAGAGCAAAACAACCAGCUAUCAAAGAAGAUUAAGGAGAAAGAGAAGAUAAUGUCGACCCAGCAGGCACAGUGGGAGCAGCAAAACAGUGUCCCGAAUUCCACUUCUUUCCUCUACCAACAGCCACUUCCUCCUUGCAUGAACCUCAGCGUUACGAUUGAGGAACACCGUGCAGAUGAAGAAGCGGCGAUGAGGAGGAGAAAUGAGCUUGACCUCACUUUAGACUCCCUCUUUCCUUGCCAUCUUGGUUGCUUUGCUGCCUGAUUCAUGAUGUCCCAUGAAAGAAAAUCCCAGAAAACCUAUAUGAAGUACUACUAUAAAUGAUUUGCCACUACUACGUACGCGCCAAAAAGAAAUCUAUGCUUUAAGAUUUCUCAAUCAUUUCCGCAAGUUUGCUAGCUAAUAUUUUGAUUGUAAUAUAUUCCCCUCUCUUUCUGUUUUAUGUAUGUAUGAGUGUUGACGAUCGAUGAAGAAUGAUGACGAUGAAUUUGUGUCGUAUACAUUAAGGUUUAAUGAAUUUGUGUCGUAUGCUUCAUCUCAUUGGUUUUGACUUUUGAUUAGUUUAAAAAAAACUUGUUUGGAAGCAAGACGAAAAUUAAGAUCACAAUACGUGGUCUACUUCACACACGUCAACUGCUCUGUAUUUGGUUUUGCUUUUAUAUGUUUUGAGGAAUAUCAACUGUGUUAGGAUUAUUGUGG